Anolis sagrei ordinatus is the source of this 3301-nucleotide messenger RNA. RefSeq names its product transmembrane channel like 5 (gene TMC5). Gene Ontology annotation, molecular function: mechanosensitive monoatomic ion channel activity. Gene Ontology annotation, cellular component: plasma membrane. The record is from RefSeq and is a predicted model, not a curated record. Lineage: Eukaryota; Metazoa; Chordata; Lepidosauria; Squamata; Anolidae.
ACCCCACUUGUAAUAAGGGAUGGAGUCCUGAAAACAGAAGCUCUGCUACCAGAUAGCAAGAGAUUGGAAGCAUGCGUGCAAAAGCAAGCAGAGGGGAAAGAAAGGCAGGCAGUGCAAGCCUCCUGUGCGGGACGCAGGUGAAGGAAAUGCUGCAAAGUGCCACAGGUGGCAAGGCUGGCUCUCUUUCUGGGGGAGGAUCCAGAGCCAGGAUCCGCUUCCCAGGAGCCCAGGGCAGACGGGACGGCUUUGGAAAGGUCCAUAAUGGAAUCAUUAAGGAACUGAAGCAAUCUGCUGAACAGGUUUUCAGAGUCUUGGUCCUACAGAGAUAAAGAUUUGCCGACACCAUGACUUUUCACUACAACAAAGCCUUUGAGAAUGCAAAGUAUCCUUCCUCAGAGUCCCUGGAGGCAGAUGACCCCGGCUAUCACUAUGCGGAAACACUGGAGAUGGACCGAAUGAGAUCUGCUGAAAGAAGCACUUCUUUCCAUUACAACCCUUAUGAUUCCUCUCCCUACCAUUCCUAUGGAGAGCACAAUGAGGAAGGGACACGGAGGCAGACUCCCUCCAUUCAUAUACCCAUGAACUCAAUGCGGAUUCUGGAUUCCGGUACCGAGUACGGGUUAAGAGAUUCUUCAUUUGGAACACCCACUUCAAAUCCAUAUAGAAAUGCACAUGUUAAUCCUUCAUUUGACUAUGAGGCGGAAUUUGCACAGACUUUACCUGUGGACAGUAAUGCUCCGAAUCACCAUUAUACACGGAAACCUUCUGCUCCAUCCAAUGGAGAUGAAAAAUUAAUUGGUGAGCUCAUAGCCAUGUCCACACGUGAAAGGAUUAAAGCAAUCCAGAAGAUUCCAAAACCAAUGAAAGAAAAGCGAAAUAUCAGGAAUCAUGUUCUGCUGGAGAAAACCAAAAAGUCCUUCAGCGGUCAUACUCAAAUUAACUGUUGCACCCAAUGUUUCUACAGUGCAGCCUUGUCUUUCCGGCAGUUUAAAAAUACUGUGAGCGACUGCUUUCAGCUUUUCAAACUUUGGCAGAAGAUUCUCAAAGACAUUGGUGGCAAAUUUGGGACCAGCAUUCGGUCCUAUUUUGUGUUUCUGACCUGGCUCUUGAUGGUGAACCUUUUCUCUUUCCUGGUGAAUUUCAGUUUUAUUACGAUUCCUCAGCUCGUCGCAGCCUCACCGAAUAACCUUUCCUUCAUUGGGCUGGAGUUCUUUACAGGAGCCGGCUAUUUUAAAGAUACUGUGCUUUAUUAUGGCUUUUAUACCAACACGACAAUUGUGAAAAAUGAGACCAUGCCUCCCUAUUACAUGCAACUAGCCUAUCUUCUCACCAUGGGGAUCUUUUUCAUUCUCUGCUUCCUAAGCUUGCUCUACAGCAUGGCAAAGUCCUUCCUCAAGAACUUUUCCAGCCCACAGAUGUAUUCUGCAAAUGCCGCCAAACUUCUCUGCGUCUGGGACUUUAAUAUCACCAAUGCAAAUGCUGUGAAGUUAAAGCAGAAAAACCUGAGUACUCAAAUAAAGGAGACCUUGUCAGAAGUAAAUGCUGGAACGUCGAAGCUUCCUUUAAGUCGGAGGCUUUCCCGCAUCGCAGUCCAUGCUGUGGCCUGGUUUGUUUCGUUGGGCGCUGCUGUUGGUUCAUGCGCUGGCAUUUAUCACAUCUCUCUUGUCAAUUUACAGUUCCUUCUAGACCAGAAGAAAACUGACCUGGAAAGUGAAGCCGCAACGCUGGUGCUGCCAGUCGCUGUGAGCCUAAUCAAUCACAUGGUGCCCUUCUUGUUAUCCCUCUUCGGCUUUGUGGAAAGCUUCGCUCAUCCCAGGCACCAGAUCUAUACCGCCAUGAUCAGGAACAUCAUUCUGAAAGUAUCUCUCAUUGGAAUCCUCUGCAACUACUGGCUUAACAAAGUGGCCAUGUCCAAAGCAGAGUGCUGGGAAACCUUGGUUGGCCAGGAUAUAUACAGGUUGCUUGUGGCUGAUUUCAUCUGUUGCCUCCUGGGUUCCUUCUUUGGCGAAUUUCUCCGACGAAUCAUCGGGACUAAAUGCUGCAAAAAACUGGGCGUGCCUGAAUUCGAUAUCGCUCGGAACGUUUUGGAUUUGAUCUAUUCUCAAACUUUAACAUGGAUUGGCAUUUUCUUCUCGCCGUUGCUCCCAGCGAUUCAAAUGAUCUCAUUUUUCAUCAUCUUUUGUGUGAAGAAGGUCAGCCUAACGAUGAACUGCCAGCCACCCCGCAAAGCUUGGAGAGCCUCCCAGAUGAACACCAUCUUUGUCUUCUUGUUGUUCUUCCCCUCCUUCGUGGGAGUCCUUGCUGUCAUCGCCAUUGCCGUUUGGAGGCGGAAGCCUUCUGAGGCGUGUGGUCCUUUCCGAGGCCUCCCUACGAUCUUUGAGGCCAUAUCUGGCUGGGUGUCAAAACUCUCUGGUUAUCCAGGCUCUGCUUGGGUGGUUUGGAUUUAUCACAAUUUAAUCGAAAGUGUGCACUUCUUCUUCAUCCUCUCAGUCAUAAUACUGAUUAUCGCAUACCUCUACUGGCAAAUUAUAGACGGACGGAAAAUAAUGGUUAAACUGCUGAAAGAGCAGAUUGUCAAUGAAGGCAAAGAUAAAAUGUUUCUGCUGAAGAAGUUGCGUGCUCUACAGGCAUCUAAACUCCCAAAUCCGGGAAAGCACUCAGAGAGACACUCAUUUGUGCGCCAGCUGCCUGGCCAUCCAAUGCACUUCCCGUUGCCCAAUUCCAUUGAAAGCUCUCCAAGAGUGAAAGAAAGAGACUCUUAUGCUGAGCCUUCCAGACUAUCUGAAAUGACCAGCUUCUCUCAUGGAGUUGAAGAGGAUGCCCAGCCACCCAGAAAUGCUGGGGUUUCUGAAGCUUUAGUUUUAGCUUUGAGAGCCAGACAAGAGGCGGAAUGGGAAAUAGAUGAUGAUGAAGAAAGCACAUGAAAGUCAACGAGGGCCUCAAAAAACACCAAGAAGCCCUUCUGACCCAGAACUUUGGUAUUUGCACUAAACAUAUCUAUUAAACUUUACCAAAAAAAUCCACUUUAAUGGGAUGCAGUUUUGCUUUAUUAUGCUUUUUUGGGGAAAAUACAGUGUAACAAGGUGAGGCAAACUCUCCUUCUAAAGUGCUUGAUCUGUAGGUAAGAUAAACCGCAUAUAUAUACUUUUAAGAUAACUGCCAAAUAAUUUUUUUGCUGUAUUGAUCACAAUUUUUUAAAAGCACCUCUCUUCUUACUACAGUGAAAAGUAUUUCCUACAUAAAUGCCAUUCACUCUUUCUGAACCUACAGAUGGGGAGGGAGAUAAUGACAUUUUUGCAAA